Molecule: messenger RNA, 2043 nt
Organism: Cottoperca gobio
Lineage: Eukaryota; Metazoa; Chordata; Actinopteri; Perciformes; Bovichtidae
Gene: cacng5b
Product: calcium channel, voltage-dependent, gamma subunit 5b
Exons: 6
Coding region: 120-989 (289 amino acids)
Biological process (GO): transmission of nerve impulse; postsynaptic neurotransmitter receptor diffusion trapping; regulation of AMPA receptor activity
Cellular component (GO): AMPA glutamate receptor complex; postsynaptic density membrane
Molecular function (GO): channel regulator activity; voltage-gated calcium channel activity
Source: RefSeq, a predicted model, not a curated record
UUUAUUCCACAACUUUCAACACAAUAUUUGCCUCGCGUGCAGGAAACACAGCGCCGAAAUUGCAGAUUACAACCAGAUUGCUUCUUGGUCGUUUUUUAUUUUUGACCACUGCUGUCACCAUGAGCUCGUGCAGCAGGAAGGCCCUGACAUUGCUGAGCAGUGUCUUUGCAAUCAGCGGCCUGGGGCUGCUGGGAGUGGCGGUCAGCACCGACUACUGGCUGUACCUGGAGGAGGGCGUCAUUAUGCCUCUGAACCAGAGCAUCCACAUCAAGACAUCACUGCACUCCGGCCUCUGGAGGGUAUGCUUCCUGGCCGGUGAGAAACGACUUUGUCUUUUGUCUCUUUCCUCUUCAGGAGAAGAGUCUGGUCGCUGCUUCACCAUCGCCUACAUCAUGCCUAUGAACGUCCAGUUGACGUCAGAGUCCACAGUAAACGUACUCAAGAUGAUCCGCUCAGCCACUCCGUUCCCUCUGGUCAGCCUCUUCUUCAUGUUCAUCGGCUUCGUCCUCAACAACAUCGGACACAUCCGGCCUCACCGCACCAUCCUGGCGUUUGUCUCUGGGAUCUUCUUCAUCCUCUCAGGUCUGGCUCUGGUGGUGGGUCUGGUGCUGUACAUCUCCAGUAUAAAUGAUGAAAUGCUGAACAGGACUAAGAGCAGUGAGGCCUAUUUUAUCUACAAGUACGGCUGGUCCUUUGCCUUCGCUGCCAUCUCUUUCCUGCUCACUAAGAGCGCAGGCGUCAUGUCAGUCUACCUGUUCAUGAAGCGCUACAGAGCCGAGGAGAUCUACCAGCCUCGCCACCCCAGUUUCUACCGCCCCCGUCUCAGUAACUGCUCCGACCACUCGGGCCAGUUCCUCCACCCAGUGGCCUGGUCGCGUGGGCGGAGUCCCUCCGACAUCUCGAGUGAAGCUUCACUCCAGAUGAGCGCCAGCUACCCGGCUCUCCUCAAAUGCCCAGACUAUGAUCAUGUCUCGUCUUCGCCCUGCUGAGGGGUCGGUCACCACAGCAGAGGCUAAAGGGUCACUGGAGGAUCACAUGGGGUCACAAGGCCUCGUUAGUUAAAAAAAAUAUAUGUGCAGCUUUGACUGUGACCUAAGGACUUAGGAAAUAUUUCCAUCUGAGCCGCUUGUGGCUUUUUAAAGGGUCAGGAAUGCUAAAUGGGAUUCUGUUGUCGUAGCAGCGCCUAUAUUUCUUUUCUAGAUGGAGGCAAAGGCUAAAGAUUUACAGAAACAAUCUUCUGUAUAUUGAUUUGUAUCUGUGUGUCCCUACAGUGCCUCUGAGUUGUUUUCCUUUUGUGAAUAUCUCUGCCUCAUCAUUUUACAAUGAAUACAUACUCCUUAUGCUUUAGGACCUUUUUGUUCUGUGGCAGUAUUUGUGUAUCAUUUCACAUAUAGCAAAUAUACCCAAAAAAGCAAACAUUUGGCAAACCUUAUCCUUUCUUCCAAAGGCAAAGACUGUCAUGUGUAAUGCAAUGAAAGCACAAUCCAUAACCACAACAACUAUCAGAUAGCAGGUAACGGGCCUGGAAGGAAGAAGGCUCAAGAAGUCUUCUCAACAGGUAUCCAGCCUGAAGAGUCGUUGGGUUUGCUCGUUGCUUUGUAUUUUAUCUAAAGACGCUGUUUUGUCCCUAACAUCUUGGCAUCAUAAUGAUAAUUCUCCCGUGUAAUCAAACGAGGAGAGAGACCCAGGUGUGUGAAUACGUCCCGACUGAACCAGCUAAAAUCAUACAGAUUUGUUUUAUAUAGAUUUUUAUAUACAAUGUGCAGCAGUUGGACUUCAUAUGAAUAAAUGGUAGCAGUUGAUGUUAAGGUGAGUCUGUAUAUUAAGUGGUGUUGAUUUGGCGACACUGCUUUACCAUGUAAAAUGUUUGGUACAGUGUUCAGGAGAACUCAUCUGUAAAACAAAUAAAAAUGGUGGUUCUAAACACUUUAUAAUAUUCCACAGUAUAUACUGUCACACAGAUUUCUAAUGUAUGUAUUCAAUACUUUUACUUUUAUAUCUUUAGUCGAUCCAGUGAUGCGUUGAGUUGCUCGUAGUGGUCAA